CCGAUCGUGGUGAAGCGAGUAAUAGAAUUUCCAAGUUUUCAACGCAAUGGCCUUUUACAUGCAACAAAAUUAAACACAACUUAAAGCUCAUUAAUUGACCUGUGUUAUUGGAUGUAAUUUCAAUACCAGCCAUGUGUUAAAGUAUGUGAUUUCCUCGGAUUAAAUGUUAUACUACGGACGUAUCGUAGACGAAGGGCUCAUAGGAACCUUGUGUCACACGUGAAGAACAAUAUCGCCCUUCUGAAUUGAAGAAGUGCCUGCAGUUGUAUUGUCUUUCCCGAGUGGCUUCAUUAAAAAAGUUUGUUCUUGCAGAUGUCAACGGCAGGAUCGAAGUGCAUCAAGCCGGGCGGCGAAAAGCCGGAUGACUUUGAGGAGCAGGUGGCCAAAACGCUCCUGGAACUCGAGGUCCACUCCGAGCUUCGUGGCAACCUUAAGGAGCUCUACUUUGUGUCCGCUAAGGAGAUGGAGCUUGUUGACAAGAAAGCUGUUUUAAUCUACGUGCCCUACGCCCAGCUCAAACAGUACCAUAGGAUUCAUACCCGUCUCGUACGGGAGCUGGAAAAGAAGUUCAACGGCAAAACCGUGAUCUUCCUAGCGCGCCGUACGAUCCUUCCGAAGCCUUCGCGCAAGUGUAAAAGGCAACCGAAGCAAAAGCGACCAAUGUCGCGCACUCUGACCCAUGUGCACGACGCGAUCCUCGAAGACAUCGUUUAUCCGGCUGAGAUCAUCGGCAAGCGUAUACGUUACCGUAUGAACGGUACCCGACUGUUCAAGGUCCAUCUUGAGAAGUCUCAGCAGACCAACAUGGAACAGAAGACUGACACGUUUUCAGCAGUCUACAAGAGACUGACCGGCAAAGAAGUCGUCCUUGAAUUCAGGGAGCCCCUCGUCUAAACCAACAGCCAGCGCAUUAAAAGCAAAUAUAACGUGUGGCUAAUAAAGGGUAGAGUUCCGCAGGGAGCUCAGUGGCGUCGGCUUGACGAAA
Messenger RNA from Varroa destructor (honeybee mite), 985 nucleotides. RefSeq names its product ribosomal protein S7 (gene RpS7). NCBI's taxonomy places the organism in Eukaryota, Metazoa, Arthropoda, Arachnida, Mesostigmata, Varroidae. Bases 313 to 894 code for a protein of 193 amino acids. The record is from RefSeq and is a predicted model, not a curated record. The transcript has 3 exons. Gene Ontology annotation, cellular component: cytosolic small ribosomal subunit; small-subunit processome; 90S preribosome. Gene Ontology annotation, biological process: rRNA processing; ribosomal small subunit biogenesis; translation. Gene Ontology annotation, molecular function: structural constituent of ribosome.